AUGUCUGCCAACCAACGCCAUGGCUCUGGGCACCGUGCGGCCUCAGCUACGUCCCUGCGAUGCUACGCCGCCCUGCUGGCGGACAGCGCCUCGCAGUUACAGCAGCAGGAACCAAGACCCCAUGUGCAGCGAGCUGCCGUCUCAGUCGCCAUCGACUUGCUCGCCGAGACCGCGGACCUCCUGCACGCGAUGUCCUUCUCACUUGAAACCUCGCGCGCCGACGCCCGGGCCCUGACUGGGGAGCUGAUUGGAGAGCUUUUGCUAAGCGGCGUACUGGAACACUGGGCUCGCACGUUGUUGCUUGCACGUCGCGCCGGAGCGUCGGAUGAUACACUUGCGAAGCUACAACGCAAACUAUUCAUCUUCAUACAGCGGAUUCAGCCUACCUGCGGCAUUCUUACCAAAAACCAAGACAGCCUGUCCUACCUGCUGUCAGCGCAUCUGGUACAGCUGGCUGCCGUACUUGACGGCGGAACUACGUACGGCAUGCCGGCACGGGCAGCGCCAGGGCUGCUAUGCAAGGACGGACAGCUGUUUUCGAGGGGUUACCCAUGCAGGAGUAUAGAUACCUUCCUCGCUGAGUUGGCUCUGUGUAUCUGGCGCGAACGCAUCUCGGAAGUGGACUGGAUAGCUGGCCGUGUAAACUGGCUGGACGCGCAGUUUAUGACACAGACCAGCUUAGGGAUAUUUCCUGUAAUGGCCGACCAUGGCAAUAACGUGCAUGUCGUCUCAGAAGGGGAGGAGGAGGGCGAGGAGGCAGGGAGCAACCCCGGGGUACAGCGAGCAGCGGCGAUGGGAAAAGGAGGAGGGGGGCCGGCUCGGCAACCCACAUGUUCGUACCUUGCACUUAUGAAGCGAGAGAAUGAGCUCAAGGAGGCCGUCAGGAACUUACGGGCGUUGCCAAGGUCCUCCGCGUUCACCGUACCGCCGUUUAACCUGCCUGCCACCUUUAAUGUGUCCAUGCGUCUGGCGGCAGCGGCGACGGAGGAGCUGCGGCAAUCGGCAUCGGGGACGGCGGCGUCGGCGGCAGCGCCCGCUGGCCCAUGCAACUUACGGCCGGAGGCGGGAGGCCAGGGCCCUGGGCAACAUCGGCCGCCGCAGCAGCAGCAACAGCAACAGCAGCAAGCGCCCAAGGAGAGCUCACGGGACACCGGGCAGCGAACACAACUGCGGAGGCCGCCGCAGGCCCCGUUGUUAUCCGACGCCGUGUCGCUGGGCCUGCAGGCUCUGCUAUGUGCCCGUGAGGCCAUGUGGAAAGUGGGUUUGUUGUCCCAGGCGGACACGCCACCAUGCGAAAUGGCGCAGCUCCGGGACUGGUGGGGCCGGGUGUCGAGCUUCAUUCGGCUGGCUGUUGGUGAGGCGCGGUCGGCAAGUGACACCGUGUGCAGUAGGUGUGAGAGUCUGGCGACGCUCUUGCCGCUGCGAGUUCCGGCCUGCAGCAGCAUCGCUCUACGAGGCAUCACAGCGCCCUCCGCGGAUCUGGUCGUGGCCCUGAAGCACGGCUACCUCAGAAUGGCGGAGCUGCUGCUGCGGAGGUCAGAAAAUUUGCAGGUGCUGCUGCCAUGCCGGACCGCCGGACGACUCGCAUCAAAACUUGUACCUUGGACGUUGGCGCUGUGUUUCGGUCGUCCUAAUGAGACCGCCUCCCUGCUAAGCACUGUCGCCAAGCUGGUGCGGAAUGCAACUGCGAAUGCGGCCGCGAUGGAGGAGUGGGUGUGUGCGGCGCGGGAGGUGAAUGAUAUGGUUGAGGCGGAGGGGUGCAGCACUCCAUUUGGCGGGGUUGCCGAUGACCUAGACCAGGGCGUCAAUGGCCGUUUCCGGGUACUCUGUCGAGCUGCGGAGCAGCAGGUGCGGGAAUCAGAAGGGGGGGCCUUGGCCACGUCAGCGUACGUCUUGAGCGUUGGGGCGGAGCUGGUGCAGCUCGAUGCGGUUCUGGAUGCCCCGUCGUGGUGCAGCAAGGGCUGUGCCGCGGCCCAGCAGGGCCCGGAGGCUGUGUCACACACGGCACAGGACAGCGCGCAGCAGCAGGAGGGCCCAGAGAGCGUCGGUGCAUGCCGUAGCGGCAUUGGUGAGGAUCUGGAACCAGCUGGGCUUGGGGUUGCAGCCGGAGGGGACGGCAGCGGGGGAGAUGCUGGCGGCGAGGACGGCAACGGCGGGAGUGGCAGCGGCGGGGAUGUUGGCUUUUGCCAGGAGGGCGAUGGUUAUGCGGCCAGCUUUGUCGGCGCCGGUCUUGGGGGCCGCGUCAGCGAAAGUGAAACAAAGGGAGGUGGAAGUGGGCUCGGGGAGGCGAAAAUUGACGUCGUCUGCGAGCAUACGGCGCGGCUUGUGGAACGCUUGAACAAUAAGGGCAAAGUGGAGGUGACAGUGCUGCAUUUCGUUGCCAAGGCGUUGACGUACACAUUGUCGUACGUACAGCUCAUGGUGGCUGCUGCGGCGGUAAAGCAGCUGGCAGGCAAAACCAUUGGGGGCGAUUCAGCGGAGCGAUUGAUGAUCAAGGCAAAUGCUUGGGACGAGCUACUGCUGUACGAUGCAAAGCUACUGGAACAGGUGUCGCUGGUGGCAUACGUGGUGGAUAACCUGAUCUGCUCGAAUAAGCGUGACUUUAGCCUUUUAGCAAACUGGAAAACGGCGCUUAGGCUACUGGCGGCAUGGAUGCCUACCAGACUGGCGGUAGUGGUGGCGUCUUGGGAAAGCGGCAAGGCGUGGAAGUUCGUCGACAGCGCCCGCACGGCGCUGCACACCGCGGCGCCGCCAGGGCCAGUUCAAGUCGAACGUGGUUUGAAAUAUCUGUGGAGUUUGGUGGGCCCGGGCGGCAAACUUGGCGACGUGGGGCUGGUCAGGGAAGUGGAGGCCGCAUGCGCGGCAGCAGUGGCAGCGGAGGCGGAGGUGGCUGGGCGGGGCUUCCUGGACGCCAACGUGGCUACCCUUCGCAACGACGGCGCCGGUGACGAAGGGAAGUGUGACCGGGUAGCAUUCCUGGAGAAAUGGUCGCUGGUACUUGGUUGCAUGGUGACCCCCGGGGAGGCGCGUGCUGCCCUGCCCGUGUGCAGCAACCCUGAAUGUGUCCGCCUGGUCGGGGACAGCGAGGCGGGACAGCGGCUGCUCGGCUGCGGGCGCUGCGGCGGCCUGGUGCGCUACUGCUGCAAAGAAUGCCAGACGGCGCACUGGAAGGCUGGGCACGGCAAGGACUGCAGGAGAAAGGGCGACGCUGCUGCCAUUGGCAGCGUCGCCGCUGGCAGCAGCAGCAGCAGCUGCGGUGGCGGCAGCGGCGGAGAGUCCGCAGCUAAUGUUGUUGAUGGCGGGAUGGCGGUAAACACAGUGGCGGCGAAUCAACUCCAGGAAGCUUCUAUCUGA
Messenger RNA from Volvox carteri f. nagariensis, 3354 nucleotides. RefSeq lists its product as uncharacterized. The record is from RefSeq and is a predicted model, not a curated record. Bases 1 to 3354 code for a protein of 1117 amino acids. The transcript is spliced from 6 exons. NCBI's taxonomy places the organism in Eukaryota, Viridiplantae, Chlorophyta, Chlorophyceae, Chlamydomonadales, Volvocaceae.